This is a messenger RNA of Hydra vulgaris (swiftwater hydra), 663 nucleotides long. RefSeq lists its product as uncharacterized. The record is from RefSeq and is a predicted model, not a curated record. Lineage: Eukaryota; Metazoa; Cnidaria; Hydrozoa; Anthoathecata; Hydridae.
AUGGCUGGAAUUUACGUUGGAGCACAAGCUUUAAUUUUACAGAAAAAUCUGUUAGCCCUCUAUAUUCAUUGUGGUGCCCAUAGUCUUAAUUUAGCUGGAGUACAUGCAGUUGAAUCUUGUGCUAAGAUGAAGACUUUCUUCGGUCCUCUAGGCUUUGAAACGGAAUUUUUGACAAAACGAAAGAAGAGAGCGAAACGGUAUCACGAUGAACUUGCAAAUGCAGCUUUCUGCUAUGAGAGCCCCGAGCAUCAAUUUGAGGUUAACAUCUUCAACGUUGCUCUUGAUCAUUUUAAUUAUCAAGUUCAUUCAAGAUUUGAUAUAGUAAAGAAUGUUUCCUCAAGAUUCUCAUUCAUCUGGUUAAAAGACCAAGAACCAGAUUCUCAAGAGAUAAAAGCUCGUGAAUUAGCACAGUUCUACGCUAAUGAUGUCAAAGAAGACGACUUCAUACAAGAAAUUUUGUAUCUUAAUCUGUCUGUUGCAGAGGGUGAGCGAUCCUUCUGUAAACUUAAAUUGAUAAAGAAUUAUUGUAGGGCCACUAUGGGACAAGAACGUCUUUCGGAUCUCAUGAUGCUUUCAGUGGAAAAUGAGUUGGCUAAGACUCUGUCAUAUGAUGAUAUAAUAACAAAAUUUGCCGGUAAAACGCAAGAAAAGAGUGUUUUAUAA